This is a messenger RNA of Rotaria sp. Silwood2, 432 nucleotides long. NCBI's taxonomy places the organism in Eukaryota, Metazoa, Rotifera, Eurotatoria, Philodinida, Philodinidae. The record is from the annotation of a GenBank genome assembly.
AUGAAUUUCUUUCUAACAAUCAUUCUUAUUUCAUCGUUGAUCCAUUCUAUUGAAGCUGGUCAAUGUCAAAUACAUAAUCGACCAGAUUAUUUGUCAUCAAUUUCGAACAAAAAUGAUGAAAAUUCAAAUAGAUUAACAGUAUCAAAUUUUGCUAAUAAUUUAGCAACAAUUUUAGGUUUAUCACCAGAUCAGACAGAAAACCAAGAACAACCUAUGUUUUAUUCAACACGUCCACUCGAAAUACCAUCAUCAACAUGGCUAUUUCAUAUUGAAGGACUUGAUCGAUUAUCUAAUACUGGUAUUUCAUUACAUGAUAACGGUGAAUUUGACAUUGAUUCACUUUAUUCAAAGUUAAGACGAACUGGUAAUGCUGAUGCUUUAGGUAUUGGAUCAGUUAUGAUUGUACGUAUUUAUUAUGCUUAUAACGGAUGA